AUGAAUGAGAGGAGGCUGUGGCACCUGGAUAGUGAGGAGACAGCUGUGGAUGGUAACAAGUGUUGUAGUCUGUGUAACAUGUUCUUUACCUCAGCCAUAGUGGCCCAGUCCCACUACCAAGGAAAGACCCAUGCUAAGAGCGUCAAACUAGUGUUGGGCUCCUCACCUACUAUUUCUACUACCCCUCCCACAGACUGCUCCCCCUGUCCAUCCAACACGCCCCCUCUGCCAAUGCCACCUCCCCCAGCCCCUCCAAUUACCUGGCUAGUGACCAAUGGCAACACAGCGUGUAGGUCGUGCUUCCUGUGUGGGGCAUGGUUCAACAACCCAGCGAUGGCCCAGCAGCACUACGAGGGGAAGAAGCACCGGCGGAACGCAGCCAGGAGACAACUACUGGAACAACUAGCUGAUAACCUGGACAGCAACCAGAACACAGGUUUGAGGAGCAGUUACAGUGUGUGUGAUGUCACUCUGAACUCAAUAGAACAGUACUACGCACAUCUCCAGGGCUCCAGACACCAAAACAAGUGA
Messenger RNA from Salvelinus namaycush (lake trout), 531 nucleotides. RefSeq names its product zinc finger matrin-type protein 4-like. Lineage: Eukaryota; Metazoa; Chordata; Actinopteri; Salmoniformes; Salmonidae. The record is from RefSeq and is a predicted model, not a curated record. The transcript has 4 exons. Bases 1 to 531 code for a protein of 176 amino acids. Gene Ontology annotation, molecular function: zinc ion binding; nucleic acid binding.